AUGUACAGCAAGGAGAUUUGUCCCCUUAGCAAGGUCUCCCAAGCUGAGAAGGGGUCCGAUGGACUUCCACGAAAAAUGUUGGUGGUAGUUAUCCUUCUAGCUGUGAAUCUUCUGAAUUACAUGGAUCGCUUCACAGUUGCUGGAGUGCUUGGGCGACUUCAAGAUUACUUUCAUAUGAAUGAUAAACAAGCUGGUAUGCUUCAGACAGUUUUCGUCAUUUUCUACAUGUGCUUCGCUCCCAUCUGUGGCUAUCUUGGAGACCGUUACAAUCGAAAAUUUAUCAUAAUUGUUGGUAUGGUCAUAUGGAUUACCGCGGUUGCGCUGUCAACAUUGGUUGGACGCGAUCACUUUAACAUAUUCCUACUUUUACGUGGGAUAGUUGGUAUUGGCGAAGCCACAUACGCCACUGUCGCUCCAACUAUUAUUGGUGAUAUGUUUAGCGGGUCUAUGCGAAGUACUGCUCUUAUGAUUUUUUAUUUUGCUGUACCAGUAGGCAGUGGACUGGGAUUUAUUGGUGGCUCGGCAAUUUCUCUUUGGUCUGGAAGUUGGCAGUGGGGCGUGAGAUUUACUCCUCUUCUUGGCAUGAUCUUUUUCGUAUUCAUCAUUGUUGUGCUAGAAGAACCCAGGCGAGGUGAAGCUGAACAUGCUGAAGUCGAACAUAGCACCAUCUGGGAAGAUCUAAAAUAUUUGAUGAGUGUUAAAACCUACGUUUUGACAACUCUUGGCUUCACCUUUGUUGUGUUCUGUGUGGGUGCUGCGAGUUGGUGGCUUCCACAAAUGAUGACCUUCGCUUACGGAAUUCUACAUCAUUUGGAUGAUGUUCCGAAAGAUGAAGUUGCUCACAUUUCCGUCAUAUUUGGGGUGAUAACUUGUAGUGCUGGAAUAGUGGGCAUCGUUGCAGGUACUUCAUUAUCACAGGCUUGGAAAGAAGGCAAAUGGUGUUUUCGAGUUUCGCCCACAGCCGAUCCUUUCGUAUGUGCGGCUGGUUCUUUCCUAGCAACUCCACUUUUCUUUAUUACUUUGCUGGUAGCGAACCACUCACUCAAUUUCGCAUGGGCGCUCAUGUUCGUGGCGGUUACCAGUAUGUGCCUCAACUGGGCGUUGAAUAUGGACAUUCUCAUGCGUGUAAUUGUGCCAAAUCGCCGUGCUUCUGCUACCGCCAUUCAGACAUUGAUGGGGCAUUUAUUUGGUGACGCCUCUUCACCGUAUAUUGUCGGUUUCAUUUCCGAUACUAUUCGAGGUGAUGAAAGCUCUUCAGCUGCCAAGUAUUUUUCUUUGCAAGGAGCUAUGUUUCUUCCGAAUGUUGUCCUUGUGUUGAGUAUUGCUUGUUAUUUAUGGUCUACACUGCACAUUUUAUAUGAUGAACACCAAGCCAAAAUGGACAUGCAUGGUCAGAACUUACUUCCCAUUUCUGAAAUCCACUAG
This is a messenger RNA of Angiostrongylus costaricensis, 1425 nucleotides long. NCBI's taxonomy places the organism in Eukaryota, Metazoa, Nematoda, Chromadorea, Rhabditida, Metastrongylidae. The record is from the annotation of a GenBank genome assembly.